AAACCACCCCCGCAUGCGGGACUCCUUUUUCCUCCUCGUGCCUUCUAAGAAGCAAACGCUACUGAAUUCAAUGGGCCUCCUGCUUCCGGGCUGAAGCGUGCAUAGCAUUGCAGCUAAGUUGGGGGCCAUCUGGCGUUCCGUUCAAAUGCAAGCGAGAAACUUUCCGAACUUAUCGCUCUUUGAAAAUGUUGGCGUUCGGCGUGGGCGCGCCCGGGUCCCCUCCCCUUCUGCCUCUCGCUCGGGCCAAUCGGAAGCCGGCAAGUUGAUUGGGAGGGAAAGGGGGAGGAGAGAGAGAGAAGGCAACCUGUCUCCACGUGACACUUUCAAAACCUUCCCCUUUGUCUGAACUGCGGGUUGCUUCUUUGCGAGCGUCCGAGUCCGGCGUCGUCUUGUGCGCCCUGGAGUUGGUGGCGCGUUCCGGCGCGUGCGAAGCCGGUGCUUCCCUCCCCCCACGACACGCUUCUGGCGCUGCUUUGCGAUCCCCCCCCUCCUCGACCACCCCAAAUUGCGGUGACCCCUCCGAUCCUUGCCUCUAGUAGGGAUCUACCGCUCCUCUCUCCCCCCACCCCCCAAAGGCCGAUCCCCAGCUGCGGGCGCAUGAGAGGCGAUCUCUCCAAAAGGGACAGGAGCCCGUGGAUUUAGAAAGGCGCGUCUCGGAGGGGCCAUGGCCGGCCGCAGAGCAGUGCCCCCGUCGCUGUGGUCCGGGAACGAGCGGCUGCGGAUCGGGGAGCGCCUCCAAGCCAGCCUGGCCGGGAUCUUCGAGCUGGAUCUCCUGCGGGAGACACAAAGGGAGACGGUGGAACGCGCUCUGGAAGGGAACCGGAGAGAUGGCGAGCCGCAACAGGAGGACCAAAGCAGCCUGGGCGAUAACCGACUACCCACCACCACUAAGCUGGACCGGAGCAAAUCUGAGGACCUGCUGGGGACCCCAAAGGGACCUCGCACCUACAGCUCAUCAGAGAACAUUGAGGCAGACCCCGGGGUGCUCCAUGCUCCCAUGGGGGAUGGAUCAGAGAAGGGAUGCCUUGGGUUGCGGAUGGUCAGCGAGCAACUCCUUUCCUCCAAGAAAGCUGGAGUCAAUGGGGGAGAUACCCAAGAAAUCUUGGAGGCAGACUCCAGGCCCAGCUCAGGGUUUUACGAGACGAGCGAGAUGGGCUCCCUGUCUGAUUCCUGCGCCUCCGUCCACAGCGAUGGGCCUGGGGGUUCCCGCUGCAGCACUGGCUCCCUCUCCCACUUGCCGGGCCUGCGGGAGGCCACCUUCUCCCGCCCACGAUCUACCGAUGAGGCUGCUGUCCGCCUCCUAGAUCUCCAGCUGCAGCGUCUCACCUUGGCAAACGCCUCUGGCGCGGACAGCAGGAGGCCUGUGUCGACAGGUGACCUUGAAUUCCUCCUGGGCCUUGGAGACUUGUCCCUCCCACUCCCAAAGAACCCGAGUCUCCAGCUGCUGCAGUACAAGUCGGACCUCGUCUCCCGGAACACCAACGAGAUCUACCACUACCCGAGCCCCUUGCAUGCCGUGGCUCUGCAGAGCCCCCUCUUCACCAGCAGCCUCUCCCAGAGCUCGUCUCAGGAGGAUCUGGAUGAGGGACCCCUGGAGCAGCCUGGCACCAGCUCCCCAAAGAGAGUGGCCGCGUGCUCCAAGGAGCAGCAGAGAGCCCGAUUGGACCAGUACGUGGCCAAAUUGGUGCUACGUUACAAGUGCCGCUCGGCAGCCAGCAGGCCGGAGUCCGGAUACCUGGCGGGGAAUCAGAAGAGCUUGUCAAUGUCCUCCGUCUGCAGUUCUGUCCUGGGUGCCAGCCAGCUCCUGGCGCCGGCGCCCGGGUGGAAGAUCCGGCGGCGCAUCUCCACCUGCUCGCACCUGCGCUCUCCAGAAGGUUCUGAAGGGGCACGAGACUCCCGGGUUUUAGACAGCCAAGGGGAUUUCACUCCAUUUCUGGAGCUCAGCUUGGUCCAGUCCAGCACCACCAACCUCGUGAAGACUACCGAGCCGUCGGUGGUGUCCCUGCCUGAUUCUCUCCCACCAUUUCCAGAACCUUCCGUCAUCCCCUACCCAAAAAAGCAACAUGGCGGAUCGGAGGUCCUGGGCUGGGUCAAUGGGGCCCGUUGUCAUGUUGUCCAGGCCGAGGCUCCCUUCAGAAAGGAGGCCUCGUUGCCGCAGGCCACUAUAAACUUUGACAGGCUGUACAAAGGCAAACAUGCCUCGCGGGAGUUGGUGAAAGCAGCUGAGAGGCAGGAGAAGCCGGCCGAGAGGAGCUGGCUGAGCCCCCGGGAACUGCUACGCAGGCUGAGCCUUCGCCGUAGGCCGCCCGCCCGCGUGGGGAGCAGGGCCCGCGCCAGCUCGGAAAUCAAUGUCCACGCGGCGGCGGGGCUGGGUUGCCACAGCGACUCACAAGCCAGCAGAGGCAAAGCGGUCAAGCCGAAGUGGACAUCGGUCUUGGAGAUUUCCAGCAAAGCCCCCGGACGGCAGCGGCUGAAAGCCGGCACCUUCCACCCGCCCCAAGUGCUGAACCGCCACCUUGCCUUUUCCUCUGACUCGCCAACAUCGUUUUGCUUCCUGGGUGGCAGCCAUCUUGACCUGCCGCCUCGGCAGCGGGCUGGACUUGCCGGCAGCAGCCUUGGAGAGGUGGACGCCACAAGCGCCGUCAGCCUGAACGGGGACUGGAUCCUCCAUCAGCUCGGGGACAGGUGGCCCCGCACUGCGGCCACGUUGGACUCUGCUGACUUGCCAGUCCGCAGCUUCAAGCUCCGGCGCAGCCGCUCCUUCAAGGAGCUCAAGAAAAUGAUGUCACGCUCCUUCAAGGGCUCCAGGACCACCAAGUGACUCCUUCCUCCCCCCCCCCCCCAAAGGGCUGUAAGAUGUGUUGGGUGGGUGAGUGGAGGAGAAGAAGCUUCUUAACCGUUUUUGAGGCUUCUUGAUUGACCUUCCUAGACAAGUUUCCCCAUCCCCUUGGACAAUGGGGGUUGUCUCCCGAGUUUUUCCCGCACCCUUAUUGUUACGUACAUCCUUGAAUUUGGACAUGAUCUCUUUAUGCCUCAGGAUUUCUCACUGGCCUAAACAAGAACCAAAGAUGGACAUGGAACUCCAGCGCUUCUUCAAUAAUCUUUUCCUAAGAAUGGAUUGAGGGGCCUUGAAGCCACCACACCUAACCCUGGUGGUGGCUGGUGGGGUGGCAGGCUGGAAGCCCCACAGUAGGUGGCACCGGAGAGCCAAUGGCAGGCAGAACCAACACAUUCUAGUUUUGUCCCCAUGCCCCCCCCCAUGAGUUGUACAAGGGGCAGUGCAGAGACUGAGGGAAAUGGCAGGUAGUGCCACCCCCUGGACUGGAUGUAACAAGGCAGGCGGGUGGGGGCUGGCUAGGGGCAGACUGAGGUUAGUGGGGCAGCCUUGCCUCCGCCCUCAUGUACCGGCUUCCACUGAAACCCUUGAAUUAUGGUAGUCCUGCAGCCUAGCCAAUAUGAGGGUCAGAGACACCCCCCCAACAUCCUUUAAAAGUGUUGCCUUGCCUUGGGUUACCCACCCACCCCAAAUAUGGUAGGGAAAGCAUGCAGAUCUCUAUAAGUAUUUUUUAAUUAUUAUUAUUUUUAGGAUCCCCGGCCCAAUUACAGUACUGAGGUAUUUGAGGAGGAGGACGCUUUUCAUGGCUCCCCAUGGCUCAGACACACGGUUUGUAUUGUGUUCGACCACCCUCUCUCUCUCUCUCUUGAACUCCCAGCGCUUGGUGACAACUUUUUUCUAUUUCAGCGCACAUUUUGCGAGGGGGUUCCCCAGCCCCAUGAUUUCUGUGGUUCAUUUUAACUUGCUCUAUGUUCUUCUCUCUCUUGUACAACGCUUAGAAAAGGUAGCAUGUAAAUUAUUUAAAUGAAUAAAGUGUGCAGCCUGUCCUGAGGAACACACAGCCUGCCCAAACAAAGUCAUUCCCUAGACCACCAUCUGCCACCAUCCUGGAUUUUUCUUUUUGGCAGUUCGAAGCAGGUGGUGAAAACCAAAGAAGGGUUUGGCAGGGGUCCAUUGUGUGGGGAGGGAGCUGUGUUAACAGGUUGCAAAUCGUGCAGGCCUAACACUGAUUUUGAAGUGGUAUUAAUUUGCCUUUUUCUUCAAGGUUUUAUAUUGCCUUCCCUUUCCAGUAAGGGUAUAAUGCAGAGUUGUGGCACUUUGGAUGCCAAUGGAAUACAGUUCUCAUAUCACUACCCAAUGUGGUGUCGUGGUUAGAGUGUCGGAUUAAGACCCGGGAGAGCAGGAUUCGAAUUCCCACUCAGCCAUGGAACUCACUGGGUGACCUUGGGUCAGUCACUGCCUCAAUCAGUCCAACCUACCUCACAGGGUUGUUGUGGGGAUUCAGUGAGGAGCGGGGGGACGACUUGUACUUGAGCUCCUUGGAGGAAAAAGUGGUAUAAUGAAAUAGAUGAAAUAAGUACUGUAAUCCUUGGGUAGCCGGGCCUAGUGGUCAGGGAUGAUGGGACCUGAAGUUCAACAUCAGGCAGGCCACAGCCACCCCCCCUUCCUAGUGCAAGCUAACCCUGCACAGGGAAGGCCUUCAUCACCCCCCCCCCCCAAUUUCUUCAUUUUGGCCCCCAAAGGCUUCCAAAAGUCUUCCUAGAUAUUUCUGUCUGGUACCGCUGCCACCUUUAAAGGCUGUGCUCCCAUCUGCCUUCCUCCCCCCCCCCAACUGUAAUUAAAAUGGAUGAGUAGCCUUUAGCCAUCUGGAUGUUUCUGAACUACAGCUCCCAUCUGCCCUAGCAAGAAUGGCCAACGAAGAUGGGAAUUGUAGUUCAGCAACAUCUGGAGGCCCAAGUCUCCCCACAGCAGACUCAAAACGAGGUAGCUUUUUUAAACCGUCGUUUUGUUUUUAUCCGCCUUGCUCUUUGAAACUGUGAACCUUACUUCCCCCACUACAUGUAAAUGUUAAGAUCAAGAUAGAAAAUAAAAAUGAGCAGUUUGAAAUUGGGCGUCUUGCUUGGUCUUGGGAACAUGGGAUGAUCAGAGUGUGAAGAGAUUUAAGGAUGUUUUUUCUACUGAAGCAUUAUUACAAAGUCUUGCAGCAGCUAAGUAUAUAUUCCAGUAUGUUUUCUGUCCGUAUAUAUCUAUAACUCUUUACUGACUGUGACUGUCAUGAAGAAACCCUGUAGACGGGAUAAAAAGCUCCCCUUUAUCCUCCUAGGGUGGUUGUAGGUCACUGGGGAAAGGACUCUCCUGCAGAAAUAGUAGACUUUGACACUCUUCUGCACCAUUGGAACAUUGCCCCACUGAUCUCGAGAAUAACGUGCCCUUCAGACGGUGAAAGUCCUCCACCCCUGGUAUCUAUGAUCAUACCUCACUGCGUUUUCAUAUUUGCGAUGCAACACUUUGCAAUGCACACUGGAGAGAGGUGUGUUCCCACCAAGCCAUGGGUUUAUAAAAUGGUGUGGGGGAAAGAGAGGCGGGAUGACGGAUUAUUCCCUCCUAUAAUUAAUCCCUCCCUGCUCAGUGCCUAGAAGCAGGUAGGAUAUAGCAAGCUGGUUUCUCCUGCCUUCCAGGCACACAUUUUUGCCUCCUCGACGCCGGUGCUCCUGGUUAUGCCUUGAAAAGGCUGAGCGAAUUGCUGUUUACGGCAUGCCUCCUGGCACCGCACAGCUAAUAAUAGUAAUUAAGGAGGCUGCAAGACGGUGGGGGAUGGGGUUCGGCAAGCCGGAGCUUGUUGUCUGGUCCUGCCACAGCCUUCCAGCCCAGAACGUGCAUUUUCCAGCAACAGAAAACCCCCGUUAAAUGGCUUGAGUGGCUCAAAGCAGUUUGCAUACAUUGUCUCAGUAAUCCUUAACCAACACCCUGGAAGUAAUAUCAUUCCCCCCCAUAAUGCAGAUCCGGAAGACCGAGACUGAGAGUGAGUCUAUGGACACGUAGUGAGUCGGUGGCAGAGGUGAAAUUUGAACUGGGGCCUUUCUAAAGUGUUAUUCCCCACCCUCGGAGAACUCUGGGAGCUGUAGUUUUUGAUAAGGGGGCUGGGAGUUAUAGAAAGCUGCAGUCCCCGGGGUUCUUUUGUUGGGAAGGGGGGUUACUUUAAAAGUAAGGUUGAGUAUGAAGCCUUAGCCAUUAUAUUGCAUCAGGAAAGCUUCACCAGGUAGAAACUUGCUUCCUAUCAGGUGGGUAUUAUGAGGCAGAGAAGCAGUAUAAGGUGAGAGUGCCUUUUCAGCCAGAACAGGCUGCACCAUUAGGAACAGAGAGGCAGCCCACAAACCCUUCAAGGACAGCAAAUAAUAAACUACAGUGGCACCUUGGUUCUCAAACGCCUUUGUUCUCUCAAACUCCAAAAAUCUGGAAGUUAGUGUUCCGGUUUUUCAACGAUUUUUGGAAGCUGAACGUGCAAUGCAGUUGUCUGCUAUUGUUUCCAGGGCGCCUGCACCAAUCAGAAGCUGCACCUUGGGUUUUUGAACAUUUCGGAAGUCGAACAGACUUCCGGAACAGAUUAAGUUUGGCGCUUUUGUUUUUGCCAUUUUUUUUUUGUUUAUGAGGGGUUUUUUGGUUAAUUUGUUUUUGUGACUGUGUGGAACCCAGUUUAGCUACUGAUUUAUUGACCGCGUGACUGCGGAAAUGGAUA
This is a messenger RNA of Zootoca vivipara (common lizard), 6572 nucleotides long. RefSeq lists its product as uncharacterized. NCBI's taxonomy places the organism in Eukaryota, Metazoa, Chordata, Lepidosauria, Squamata, Lacertidae. Gene Ontology annotation, cellular component: cytoplasm. Gene Ontology annotation, biological process: negative regulation of nodal signaling pathway. The record is from RefSeq and is a predicted model, not a curated record.